AUGAAUAAGUACUCUACCACUGUGUCGGAGGAGAUGUUAAUUGUUGAUGAAAAAUCAAGGAAUUGUUUUGAGGAUUUAACAGGUUGCCUCAAUCCCUUCCGAUUAACAACCUAUCCCAGAAUUUGUAGUUAUUAUGAUUUAAAAUCUGCAAAGGAUAAUCUGGAUGUUUUUAAUGCUGUUGUUGAUGUAGUUUGUUUUUAUCAAGGUAUUAAUUCUAAACAAAUUGAUGUUAGAGUUCCAAUUCGUGGUUCUGGCUUCCUUGUUGCUCCUCCAAACAAACUCGACACUAUUUGGGAAUAUUACUUUGUGACAUGCUUGCAUAACACUCUUCCUUUUGAAUAUGAAUACAAUAAUGAAGUAGUGCAACUUUCUUUAAGAAUGAUGAAAGGAAUUUUAGGGAAGAAUCAUAGGUUUGAGCCAUUAAGUACCAGAUCUAUGAAUUGCACCAUUCUUGCAAAAUCAGGUCUGAAAGAAGAUGAAAAUGUAAAGAAACAUCCAAACAAUGAUUGGGUUUUGAUGAAAAUGGAAGUGCCAAUUGAUGUAGUAUUGGAUGAACAAUAUUUUCCAGAAUCAUACCUUAUUCCAAGUCCUUCAAAGCUCAACCCUCAAUCAGAACAUCACACAAAUCUUAUUGCCUUAAAGAGUGUUAAUUCUAAACAAAUUGAUGUUAGAGUUCCAAUUCGGGGUUCUGGCUUCCUUGUUGCUCCUCCAAACAAACUCGACACUAUUUGGGAAUAUUACUUUGUGACAUGCUUGCAUAACACUCUUCCUUUUGAAUAUGAAUACAAUAAUGAAGUAGUGCAACUUUCUUUAAGAAUGAUUAAAGGAAUUUUAGGGAAGAAUCAUAGGUUUGAGCCGUUAAGUGCCAGAUCCAUGAAUUGCACCAUUCUUGCAAAAUCAGAUCUGAAAGAGGAUGAAAAUGUAAAGGAACAUCCAAACAAAGAUUGGGUUUUGAUGAAAAUGGAAGUACCAAUCGAUAUAGUAUUAGAUGAACAACAUUUUCCAGAAUCAUACCUUAUUCCAAGUCCUUCAAAGCUCAACCCUCAAUCAGAACAUGAUUAUAACAUGUCUAUUCUUUCCUUUCAAGGCAUGCCAACUGAGAAAGAUGUAACAACUUUAGAACAACAUUUAGAUUAUCACACAAAUCUUAUUGCCUUAAAGAGUAUGUUUGAGUUGGAGUGUAAAAAUAUUAGCUUUGGAAAAUUUGUUGAUACUAACGAAAAAACAUGUUGUAAACACUAUAACGCCAGCUCAUUUCCAGGCUCUUCAGGCGGUGCUGUUCUUCCUUGUUGUGAAAAUUAUAGCAAUUGGAGAGACUUUAAGGAGAAUGUAAUUCUUGAUCGAUCAGUAAUAGGAGUACAUACAGGCUCUGAAGAGAAUUUUAAUAGAUGUUGUCCAGUGAGUUAUUGGUUCAAGGCCUUUUACGAUCAUGUGUUUAUUCCAAUGAAAGGAAACUUUACAACGGAGGAAAUUGAAAGAAUAGAGAUGGAGAAUGUGCUCAAUAAUAUCUAG
Molecule: messenger RNA, 1512 nt
Organism: Naegleria gruberi
Lineage: Eukaryota; Heterolobosea; Eutetramitea; Acrasida; Naegleriidae
Exons: 2
Coding region: 1-1512 (503 amino acids)
Source: RefSeq, a predicted model, not a curated record